This is a messenger RNA of Abrus precatorius (Indian licorice), 2682 nucleotides long. RefSeq names its product putative disease resistance RPP13-like protein 3. The transcript has a single exon. Lineage: Eukaryota; Viridiplantae; Streptophyta; Magnoliopsida; Fabales; Fabaceae. The coding region runs from base 1 to 2682 and encodes 893 amino acids. The record is from RefSeq and is a predicted model, not a curated record. Gene Ontology annotation, biological process: defense response to other organism. Gene Ontology annotation, molecular function: ADP binding.
AUGGCGGACGCCGUUGUUAGCCCCCUCCUUCAGAACUUGUCACAGCUUCUGCGCGAUGAAUUCAAGUUGCUUUCGGGCGUUGAGGACAAAAUCAAGUCCCUCUGCAAUGAACUCAAGUUUAUAGACAUCUUCCUCAAGAGCUCCAUUGGUAAGCGCAACGACGAGCUUGUCAAAGAAGUGGUCAACCAAAUCAGAGAUGUUGGCUUUAAGGCCGAGGACGUUGUUGGCAUCUAUGUUGCCAGCGUUGCCCAACAUAGAAGCAGAAACAUAAUCUGCAGGUUGUUCCAUUUAACACAACGUGUCAUGGUGCUUCGUGAAGUAAAUGAUGAGAUAGAGAACAUCAAGAACCGUAUUGAUAAGAUCUAUAAAAACAGGGAGAGAUACGGCAUCACAGAAGGCGCAUCCACAAGUGAAGAUGUUGAUGCUAUUGCUGCUGAAUCACUCCGCGAAAGGAGGAAGGACGUGGAAGAAAAAGACGUAGUGGGGUUCGUGAAUGACUCAAACUCCGUGAUUGAGAAGCUCAUGCAAGAAGGUGAUUCAGGUCGCAAAGUUGCUUCCAUAGUCGGCAUGGGAGGGUUGGGUAAGACCACUCUUGCCCGUAAGAUUUAUAACAAUGAUCAAGUGAAGAACAGCUUUCCUACUCGUGCAUGGGGUUAUGUGUCCAACGAUUACAGAGCGAGGGAGCUUUUGCUGAGCCUUCUCAAGUGUUUUCUGUCCACAUGGGAAUAUGAUGAUUUGUUCAAGAAGAAGGAAGAUGAAGUUGAAGCUAUUGCUACAAGUGAGGAAAAACUGAAGACAAAGGUGAGAGAAUGCUUGAAGGGGAAGAAGUACCUAAUAGUGCUUGAUGAUAUAUGGAAAACUCAAGUGUGGAACAAGAUAAAGGAUGCCUUCCCAGAUGAUGAUCACAGCAUUGGCAGAAUACUGAUAACUAGUCGUGAAAUGGAGGUCGCAAACUAUGUAGGAACCACAUCUCCCUAUCAUCUUUCCUUCCUCAACAAAGAAGAAAGUUGGCAACUCUUUUAUAAGAAAGUGUUUCGAGAUAAAGGGUGUCCUCCUGAUCUUGAGCCUCUCGGCAAAUCCAUUGUUGAGAGUUGCAAGGGCUUACCACUUCCCAUUGUGGUCUUAGCAGGACAUGUUGCAAAGAAGGAGAAAUCACAAAGAGAGUGGACAAGAAUCAAGAACAUCACUUGGCAGCUUACUCAAGACAAGAUGGAAGUGAUGGAUAUACUGAAGCUUAGCUACGACAGCCUGUCUCAAAGAUUGAAGCCAUGCUUUCUGUAUUUUGGAAUCUAUCCUGAGGACUAUGAGAUCAGGGCCAGGGAUGUGAUCCAAAUGUGGAUGGCUGAAGGGUUCAUUCAACCACGUGAAGCUGGAAUCCAAGGUGCAGCUGAACCAGAAGAUGUUGCAGAGUACUACUUGGAUGAGCUAGUGGAUCGGAGCUUGGCGCAAGUGGCAAGCAGGAAGAGCGAUGGGCGUGUCAAGACAUGUCGAAUUCAUGAUCUUCUCCGCGAUCUCUGCAUUUCAGAGAGCAAAUCAGAGAAGUUUGUGGAGGUUUGCAGAGAUCCGAACGACAUGGAUACCCUGAGCAAUGAUAACCCUCGUAGAUUGUCCAUCCAAUGCAAGGAAUGGUCUAAUUUCUCUACAAACAAUUUGAAUCAGUUGUGCACUCGUUCCUUGUUCUUCUUUUAUGAGGGGGAAGAGUUCCCAGAGGAUGUUCUUCUGAAAAGCUUCAAGUUGGCUCGCGUGAUAUAUUUCAAAACCGAAGGACACUACUAUAAGUCAGCAGCCAUGACUGAUUUCAAGAAAAUGAUCCAUCUAAGGCACUUGAGAAUAGAUAAAACGGUGAUUAGCAUUCCAGCUUCUGUACGCAACCUCAGGAAUCUAGAAACACUCGAUGUAGGCGGGGCAGAGAUGGUCUCCAACGAAAUUUGGAAGCUCAAGCAACUGAAACAUCUUUAUAUAAGGAUGUAUGCUUGGAAGGUAGAAAUCCUACCGAAAUUACAAAGGAAAAUAAAGGGAAACUUGCAAACCCUCUUUUUAAGAUGUUUUGAGGGUGAAGAUUUGGUGUCCCUGCUAAACAAUGACAUAUUUCCCAGGUUGAGAAAAUUAAUGUUUUCUUCGUAUAAUACUUCCCACGAACCCUUACCUAGUCUAAACCACCUCACCAAUCUCCAUAGCCUCAAAAUUAAUAACUGCCUAGAACUUCCAUCAGACGCAAAUGUUCCAUCAAAUCUUACCAAGAUAACCCUCCAAGAUUUCUCAGAUCCGGUGAAUGAACUCAUAUUUUUGAAGAAUAUGAAGAUUGUAGGGAAGCUUGCCAGCCUCCAAGUUUUGAAACUAAAAGAGAAUUAUUUUAAUGAUGUUUUAAAUGACCUUAAGGUUGGCGCUGGAGAGUUCCCACAACUAAAAGUGUUUAAGAUGAGUUCAGUUAAGGUCAAAAGUUGGAGAUUAGAGAAAGGUGCAAUGCCGUGUCUCCAAAAUCUGGUCAUCAAGAACUGCCGUUGGUUGGAAGAGAUUCCUGAAGAACUCUGGUCGUUGACUACCUUACGAGAAGCGCAGGUUUUGAACCCCAACAAAGAAUUAUCUGACAGACUCCGAAAUGUGGAGUUGAAGAACGGUUGUAAGCUCAUACUCUCGGGCCUUGCUUGGGAACUUACGUCCGAAGAAGAGGAUAUAAAUUAA